CUCCCACAUUUGCUUUAACCUCCUCCAUGGAAAACCACCAUAAUACACCCUUAUUACUUGAUAGGAAGGAUGUUGUGCUUGUAAAACCCUCAAAACCCACACCUUCAGGUGUUCUUUCUCUUUCUAGCAUAGACAACAGCCCCACCCAUGAGUGUCUUUGCCAAACAGUUCAUGUGUUCCGAUCAAAAGUUGACACAUCAAGUAGCAUGAGCGGGCAGGCAGAUCCAGCAUGCGUGAUCAAAGAAGCCCUCUCCCAGGCUCUGGUUUAUUACUAUCCUCUGGCUGGCAAGCUAAAUAAAUGCAGUGAUGGAAAACUUCAAAUAAAUUGCACUGCAGAUGGAGUGCCAUUCUUAGAGGCAACUGCCAAUAAUUCCCAACUCUCUUCCCUCCAUUAUCUAGAUGGGAUUGAUGUUGAAGUAGACAAACAGUUUGUCUUCAACUUCCCAUCCAAAGAUGACUCAGGUUAUCACCCUCUGUUCUUGCAAGUGACCAAAUUUUCAUGUGGGGGUUUCACAAUUGGGAUGAGCUUAUCACACUCCGUAUGUGACGGGUCCGGAGCGGCGCAGUUCUUCCGAGCCCUGGCUGAGCUUGCAAGCGGAAAGAGCGAGCCCUCGGUGAAGCCUGUGUGGGAGAGGGAGAGGCUGAUGGGAAGAGCACCUGCAAGCGAGCCUCUCCAGUUUCCUUCUUUAGCAAUUUCACCAUAUUUGCCAACGACAGACAUCCUGCAUGCAUGCUUUUACGUAAGCAGUGAAAGUAUAAAGACACUGAAAACGAGUUUGAUUGAGGAACAUUGUGGGACUAAUGAAAGUUUCACAACUGUCGAGGUUCUUGGUGCCUAUGUUUGGAGAUCAAGGUUUAGAGCUCUGAAAUUAAACCCAGAUCAGAAAACUCUUUUCAGCAUGGCUGUGGGGAUAAGGAACCGAUUGAAUUCACCGCCUUUGCCAGAUGGGUAUUAUGGGAAUGCUUUUGUGUCCGCAACUGUUGUGUUAAUGGGAGGGGAACUUAAUGAAGAACCACUCUCGAAGGUGGCGAAGCUUAUAAAAGAAAGCAAGAAAGUUGCUUCCGACAAGGAAUACAUAAUGAACUCAUUAGGCAUUUUUGAGCAAUUUAGAGAGCACAAUAUAAAAAUUGAAGCUAGUGGUGGAUCCAUGGUUUUGACAGAUUGGAGGCAACUGGGUUUCUUGCUGGAGGAAGAAGUAGCUGUCGGAGCCAUUAAUGUGAACUUUGUCGCCGUGCCGGUGAACCUAUUUGGGCACGUGGAUUUGUGUCUGUUCUUGCCUCCUAGCAAGGUGGAUGAUCCGUCGAGGAAAGGUGGGGUUAGGGUACUUGUUUCCCUUCCUAGAGCUGCCAUGGCCAAGUUCGAAGAAGAGAUGGAUGCUCUGUGCAAGCUUGGCGAUGAUGGCUCUCUCUGCAAGCUCUAAUCUGUACAGUACUGCUGGUUCCUAUAAAGUUAAUUUUCGGUUUGUAGUUGGAUGGAAAGAGAAAUAUGUGAAUAUUGGGUGCUAAUUUUUGGUGACAAUA
This is a messenger RNA of Corylus avellana, 1521 nucleotides long. Its product is annotated as tetrahydroanabasine acetyltransferase-like. NCBI's taxonomy places the organism in Eukaryota, Viridiplantae, Streptophyta, Magnoliopsida, Fagales, Betulaceae. The record is from RefSeq and is a predicted model, not a curated record.